GAGCAGGUGACACUCAGCCGACCAUACAUAACAGUACUGCCCCGCGCGCUGCGGUCUUGAUUCAUCUUCCACACACGACACUUUCGUCUCAAUCCUUCACCAUUCCACUAUUCACCCCAAUUCUCGUUAUACAAAUCCCACCGCAGAUCAUUCAAGAUGAGUGCAAUCGCUGACAGCACCAAUGGCCCAGACGACAAGGUCAAGGUGCUGUUCACCCUCUUCCCUGGCUACAACACCCUCGACGUGGCUGGUCCACUCGAGGUCUUGAGCCGUUCUCUCGAAAACCCAAAGGACAAGAACAGCAAGGCCUUUGAGUGCCAGUUUGUUGGCACCCAAGCUGCUAUGACCUCUGUCCAGGGUCUCACCAUCAAGGCUGAUAUGGACUACGAUGAUGCCAACGACGAGCUCGAAGACUUCGAUGUCAUCAUCGUCCCCGGCGGCGAGGGCAUCUUCGACGUCCUCAAGAACAAGACCGAGCCCCUCAACCUCCUCACCAAGUACGUCGAGCUGCAGGAGAAGAACCCUGCCAAAGAGCGCACCGUCCUUGCCAUUGAUGUCGGUGCUCUCUUGCUCGCUCAGCAGGGCAUGCUCGAGGGUCUGGCGGCCACAACACACCCAGACUACUACGUGCGUCUGGAGACCAUCUGCCAGGACGCUGCGAAGCGUGACAUGUCUAUGCGUACCGACGUGAUGGAGGAGCGUUACGUUGUCAACAACGCCCGCUUUGACCUGGGCGAGAACCCCGAUGACAACCCAUACAUCAUCAGGAAGGAUCGCUCGGGAGACAUCCCUGACGGCACCACUACUCAGAAUGGUCGCAGGAUGUCCAUUGCCCGCAAGGGCAGCAACGCUUGGCGCGACUCUCGCCGCCGCGAGUCCAUUGCUAGGCGCGCCUCCAUGCCGCUGGGCGGUAUGCGUAUCAUCACCACCGGCGGUGUCACUGCAGGCCUUGAUGCCAGCCUCUACCUGGUCGGUACCUUGGCCUCCCACGACUCGGCCCUCGAGGUUGCUCGUGUCAUGCAGUACACGUGGGUCAAGGGUGUCACGGUCGACGCGAUCGAUGUUUGAGCUUCUCGAUGAAGCGAUGUAUUUUACAGAAUUGGACUGAAGUGUACCCGGCGAGGUCACCAGAAACGAAAUGUCGGGGAUCUGCAAGAUUUACCACGACUCGGAGGAACAUAACGAAGCAUCUACGAAUGUCAACAAUUGAAAUGAUCUGAUCACACCGCACUCCUGCUUGUUUAUCUGUGAGUCACGUACCAUAGUGUCUUAGCCGAGCACUGUUCUCAAUUCG
Messenger RNA from Boeremia exigua, 1294 nucleotides. Its product is annotated as class I glutamine amidotransferase-like protein. Lineage: Eukaryota; Fungi; Ascomycota; Dothideomycetes; Pleosporales; Didymellaceae. The transcript is spliced from 3 exons. The record is from RefSeq and is a predicted model, not a curated record. The coding region runs from base 157 to 1068 and encodes 303 amino acids.